Messenger RNA from Callorhinchus milii (elephant shark), 2259 nucleotides. RefSeq names its product ALG10 alpha-1,2-mannosyltransferase (gene alg10). The transcript is spliced from 3 exons. Bases 300 to 1718 code for a protein of 472 amino acids. Gene Ontology annotation, molecular function: dolichyl pyrophosphate Glc2Man9GlcNAc2 alpha-1,2-glucosyltransferase activity. Gene Ontology annotation, biological process: dolichol-linked oligosaccharide biosynthetic process; protein N-linked glycosylation. NCBI's taxonomy places the organism in Eukaryota, Metazoa, Chordata, Chondrichthyes, Chimaeriformes, Callorhinchidae. The record is from RefSeq and is a predicted model, not a curated record. Gene Ontology annotation, cellular component: endoplasmic reticulum.
AUCCCCGCGCGGCUCCUGUUGUUGUUGUUGUUGUCCUGGGAUCCCCGCGCGGCUCCUGCUGCUGUUGUUCCGGAAGCUCCCGGCUCCUGCUGUUUUUGUUGUUGUUGUUGUCCCGGAAGCUCGCAGCUCCUGCUGUUGUUGUUGUUGUUGUCCCGGAAGCUCCCGGCUCCUGCUGCUGUUGUUCCGGAAGCUCCCGGCUCCUGCUGUUUUUGUUGUUGUUGUUGUUGUCCCGGAAGCUCCCGGUUCCUGCUGUUCAGCAUCUGUGUUCCUGGAAUCUCAUUGCGCAGCUCCUGGUCAGGAUGGAAAACCUUGAGAAGUUAUGUUUCUCUGCUGUUGUCAGUAGCAACUUCCUUGUCUCCACCAUCAUCUUCUCCAUGAUCAGCAGGGCUCAGAGGACUCCUUACAUGGACGAAAUCUUUCAUGUUCCACAAGCACAGAAAUAUUGUGACGGGAAGUUCUUUGAGUGGGAUCCAAUGAUCACUACUCUACCUGGCCUGUAUCUGGUCUCCACUGGGAUAAUUAAGCCCAUGACAUGGCUGCUUGGCUGGACAGGAAAUGUGGUCUGUUCCACAGGGAUGCUGCGGUUCAUUAAUCUACUCUUCAGCACUGGUACUCUCUACUUGCUUUAUCUGCUUGUGGGCAAGAUACAUCAGAAGGACAAGGCAGCUUCCCCGUUCCAGAGGAUUAUGACACCAUUAGCACUUGCUUCGUUCCCUCUACUUUAUUUUUUCUCAUUCCUCUACUACACAGAUGUAGGCUCAACAUUCUUCAUCCUGUUCGCUUACCUGAUGUGUCUGUAUGGGAGUCAUAAAACUGCAUCCUGCCUUAAUUUUUGUGCUGUCAUGUUCCGUCAGACGAAUAUCAUAUGGACUGUGUUCUGUGCAGGAAGUGUUGUUGCACAGAAAUUGACUGAAACAUGCAAAACUAAUUCAGCCAAGAAAAAAGAUGAAAAGCCACUUUCUGUUCAUGAUUCAACUGCAGAAAUCAAGAAAAUCGUGCUGUUCCUUUUAGAAUAUGUCAGAUCUCUGAGCAAUCUGAAAGUCCUGAUACUUCUGAUAUGGCCAUAUUUUGUCUUGGUUGUGGGAUUUUUGGUCUUUGUCUUCCUGAACGGAGGGAUAGUAGUUGGUGACAAGAGUAGCCACCAGGCCACUCUGAAUUUUCCUCAGUUGUUCUACUUCUUUUCAUUUACCCUUGCAUUCUCUGUUCCUCACCUGGUUUCCCCUAGUAAGAUCCUAAGUUUCUUGGAUUCAAUAAGGAAACGUAAAUUAUUGUACACAGGUCUUCCUCUUGUCUGUCUGUUUUUAGUGUGGAAGUUCACUUAUGUUCAUAAGUACUUGUUGGCAGACAACAGACACUACACAUUUUAUGUUUGGAAGAAUAUAUUUCAGCGGCAUGAACUGAUGAAGUACUUGUUGAUUCCAGGAUACAUCUUUGCUGCCUGGACCUUCAUUGAGUCACUGAAAUCCAAAUCAAUAUUCUGGAAGUUGGUCUUUUUUGUCUGUUUGGUUGUUGCCACAGUUCCACAGAAAUUGUUAGAGUUUCGGUAUUUUAUUGUACCUUACCUCAUCUACAGAUUGAACAUUCCAAUGCCCUCAGGUUUUAAGAUUUUUGUAGAGUUGACCAUCUAUGUUUUGAUAAAUGUAGCAACUAUUUACUUGUUCCUAAAUAAAACAUUUCAGUGGCACGAUAGGGAAGAAGUUCAAAGAUUUAUGUGGUGACAUUUGUGGACACAUAUUUUGGUUCUGGGGAGGGAAAUCAGGUACUGUAAGAACUUAUGAAAUUGCUACACUAUAUUUGGAAGAGUAUGCCUAUCUAAGGGUUUCUCUUAGUUUCUUUGUCUAUGUUCUUUUUCUUUUUUGCUAUGAUUUUUUUAAAAAUCUUGUUUUGCUAAACCCUGUAUUAAUUAAGCUUGAAACGAAUCAUGUUUGUUUUUAAUCAUUUGCCCUUUCUUCAUGUUGAUUUAUCAUCUCACAAAAUGUGAUGCAAGUCAUUGGUGAUUUGAUUCACUCCGAAAUGUAGAGUUACAUUUUUCAUAUCUUGGAGUAAGAUAAUACUUAUUUUGUUUGUGACUUCUGAUUAACCCUAGUGCAACCAUCUUUAAAAUUGUUUGUUGUCUUUGUGAAACUGGGUCCUGAUCAUUGAUAGACAGCUUCACCUAUCAAAUAGGUCAAAUGCCAAUGUACACUGCUGUACUAUUGUGGAGUAUUAUUUUUUUCAGUAUGUGCUAAAUACAUAAGAAUGAAAGUUAAUUUCUAUAAA